ACAGCCCCAUUCCUUUAGAAUCUCCUCCCAUUCAAGGCUCUGACACUUUGGGCUUUGGGUUCUUGUUCUUCCGUAUUCAUGAAGGAACGGACAGUGGGGAAACCGUAUGAACAAUUUCUUCUGGUAGAAAAGUUAAUAGAUGUUGUUCCAGUGAUGGCAACUAAAGUGUAGCUGUUUAUACAAAAGGAAGAACUGUCAGUGCAGAGGAAGCCUCUGCAGUUGGCUGAUAAUGUGAUUGUACAAUAUGUCUCAAACUAGUACAUGCUGGAGAACCACCAUACGCUUUGAUUACUGAAUGUGGGUUGAAGAAAGUUCUAUCAGAACAGAGAAGCUUUGGGGACGUAUUGAAGACAUGCGGCUGUAAGACAGCAUUGUCAAAUUUAAGAAGCUGCUAGCCUGGGGCUAGCACCUCCUGCUACUGCCCAGUGUGAGCCCUCUCCAGCUGCCAACAUGUUGCAGCAGAUCCUAAAGGACAUGUACAUUGACCCUGAUGUACUCGAGGCACUCAAUGAAGAUCAGAAGAAAACUUUGUUCCUUAAAAUGCGUCAGGAGCAGGUGCGCCGAUGGCAAGAGCGAGAGGACAAACUGGAGAGAGACGGAGGAGAUGCCAAACGAACCAAGCCAAAAAAAGGUAACCGUCCCCAGCACACUGCAAAUAGUAACCUCGCAUGUCACAGAAAACAUAUGGCUGUCACAUACAACUUCCAGACUGCUCUUUGUGAGAGGUACUUAACAGACACAAGCACUUUACCCCCUCUGUCGGUGUCAGUGAGGGAGCACUCCUCGCCUCCUGCUGCAGAAAAGUCUGAGGUGAAGCCGGUCGUCAUUGAACCAGAGGAAAAGUCCAUUCCACGCACCUCCAGGCCUUUAGUGAGGUCCAAUGGCGUCAUCGUGAGACCGGCCUCCUCUGCUGUUACACCAAGCUCCCUCUUGAGUCGUUCCAAGCCCCUCUCUCCCACCAGCACCACCACCCCCGAACCAGCAAAAACAUCCAAUUCACCGCUUGCACAAGAAAACCACAAAACUCAGGAGAUUUGCAAAGAUGUGACUCCCUCCCGGGUGACUGUACGGGCUGCGUCAGAGGACCCCCUCUCCUCAGGGACCGGGGCACCACUAUGUGCUGGGCGGGGCAGGGUGGCACAGCUCAUGAAAGCCUUCAGCACAGAGGGCUCAGCGGGACCUCCCCAAGCUCCAGGACAGACCCUCACCAGGGGUACCAAGCCUCCUCUCCCUACCAAGCCCAGCCACCUGCGUGCCACAACCACGCCCUCUGUGAGGUAAUUUGCUCAUGGAGUCACCUGCUGCUGUUACAGCCUCAGAGGAGACAUUGCAAUUGCUCUUAAACAAAAGACAAAUGAUCAAAUGAUGCUUGAAUGUACUUUUUUAUCUGUGGUUUGUAGUACUGCAAAAGUGGAAGAAAAGUCCAAAGUAAAUCAUGUUAUUUUUUUGUAUAACUUUAUAAGUAUUUUAAGGUGGAUUUUUUUCUUUGUUUACUUGUUGACAUUUCCCAAUGUGGAAAACAAUAUUUAAGUCCAUAAAUCUCUGAGUGCUACCACUCCUGUCUAGUUUCUAUCCAGACACGGCCAACUUUUCCUUGUGUCUUGUGGCUGUGAGCAGAUGAAUGCUGGUGGACAGUUGGGCGAGGUGAAAUGAGGUACAGGGGGGCUUCUCGUGCUGCUGUCUCCUCCCUGGAAUAGCGUGGGGUUGUUUAUUUGUCACAAUGCGAUGCGUUCCCGUGCCACCUGGCAGCGGCCUCACUGCGACCUGUUGUGGACCAAUGACAGUGCCAAACGUCUCCUCUGUCACUCCCAGUGGAUCAAAUCCUGGCGAGGUAGACAGUCUCUGCCAAAACCCGGGGAUAAGAUCCCCUCCACUCUUAACCUGUUACAAUUUUGCUGAUGCUGUAGUUGUCUUUUAUAUGUUUUAUAGGGAUACACUUGUUUUGUAAUGGGAUAUUUAACACUACUGCAAUGCCUCAUCAAUGAUGCCUGCCUGGGUUCUGACAAGCUUGUAUGGUGCAAUUAAACAACAAUAAAGUUAUGUAAUGUCAGCACUGCA
Molecule: messenger RNA, 2058 nt
Organism: Boleophthalmus pectinirostris (great blue-spotted mudskipper)
Lineage: Eukaryota; Metazoa; Chordata; Actinopteri; Gobiiformes; Gobiidae
Product: SH2 domain-containing protein 4A-like
Exons: 7
Coding region: 451-1281 (276 amino acids)
Cellular component (GO): cytoplasm
Source: RefSeq, a predicted model, not a curated record